AUGUCGGAAGGGAUGAAACUGAUCUCAGCCUCUUCUCUCCCAGACACAGGAGAUGAAACGAUCAGUCAAAACCCUUGGGAACAAAGCCCACGGGAGUUGCCCGACGACAGCAGUGACAAACCACCAGAGAACAAGGAAGCAAGCAAGGCACCCUCCUCAAUCAUAAACAGAAUCACCCAUCAACCAGAACUACUCUCCAGGCUCAGCCUCAAGACCAACGAACUCUCGCCAGGAAAAACCAGUACAAAUUGA
Puccinia graminis f. sp. tritici CRL 75-36-700-3 is the source of this 252-nucleotide messenger RNA. RefSeq lists its product as uncharacterized. Lineage: Eukaryota; Fungi; Basidiomycota; Pucciniomycetes; Pucciniales; Pucciniaceae. The coding region runs from base 1 to 252 and encodes 83 amino acids. The record is from RefSeq and is a predicted model, not a curated record. The transcript is spliced from 3 exons.